Messenger RNA from Oppiella nova, 1005 nucleotides. Lineage: Eukaryota; Metazoa; Arthropoda; Arachnida; Sarcoptiformes; Oppiidae. The record is from the annotation of a GenBank genome assembly.
CCGGUGCUGUGGUAUCAGUCAUGGGUCCGACGAAAGACACGACAGAAACCAAGAGAUCAGACCUCCGAAGACAAGGACGACAUCAAACUUUCCUCUAAUUUUUACGUCCAAAUAGUGACACAAAUAGGCGGAGGAAUACUAUUCUUCACGGUUUUCGUGCAUAUGAUACCUGACGUGAGAAAUAACUUCGAGGUAUACCUCAGGAGUAAUCACUCGAUAUUCAGUAACGGAUCCGACGGACAUAAUGCCACAAGUAUUGAAGAUCUGAGGCUUCCGUAUCUGGAAAUUGCCAUUUGUUUGGGAUUUUUUGCCAUUUAUUUGACGGAAGUAGUGAUGCACUCAUUGCUGGACAGGAGAAAGACUGGCCACGGCUCCUAUACCUCCAGUGUUAAGGAAUACGACGAGACGUCGGCUAUACUUAAUGGAGAGCAUACCCGGAGCUCCCGGCGGAACAGUAGUCACAGUAUAGGCAGUGAUAUCGUUAUAGUCAUUGAACACAGAAGCACUGAAGACAUUCAGAUAAACAAGCAGUUAAUCUCACGAUUUCUUCACGGAUUAGUCAUAAUCUGUACGUUUUCUGUUCACUCCAUAUUUGACGGCAUAUCCAUAGCGGCCCGACAGCACCCGUCGGAAAUAUGGACAGUAUUUAUAGCCAUCGCCUCCCAUAAGCUGAUGAUAGCGCUGAUUAUUGGGGUCGAGUUAUACGAAAAGUGCCAAAACUUUCUGUUUGUCGUCUUUCAUAUGACUGUCUUCUCCAUUAUGUCACCCAUCGGUAUAUUUGUGGUGAUAGGGGCCGAGCGGUCGGUCCAGUCGGCCGACCACGAGGCCAAUCCGGUGGUCAUACUGUUGAGUGCCAUCGCCUCGGGAACUAUACUAUACAUUGUUUUCUUUGAAAUACUCCAAAAGACUAGAGUAGACAAACUCAAGCCAUUCAUGCAAUUCAUUUCAAUGGCCAUUGGGUUUGGGCUUAUGUUUGGUAUAACCACUACUUUGAACGAGGAUUAG